CAACAAUUAUUAUUAUUAUUAUUAUUAUAAUUAUUAUAAAGAUAUUACAAUAUCCAACAAAGAAUUGAACUAGAGGUCAUAUAUCUCAGUUUCUUGGUUUCUCUUCUCCGGCUGCCUAUAAAAUCUAGAGUUUGAAUUCAAAAUCCUCCUUAUUUAAAAAAUAAAAGUACUGAAUGAUGAGAAUAUCGUAAUAGUAUCAGAACCUCUCCAGUUUACUCUCACAAUGCUGACUUGCUUGGCAUUCCUAGAAUUUCCAAAAUUAGAAUUGGAGGCGGAGCCUUUAGCUUUCAGGCAAGUCUCCAGUUUGGAUUCGGGAGACGGAUACUUUCUCUACUUUUGUAAAUGUUGCUUUUUGAGAACCUUUAUCAUGAGCUGACCCUGAACCAUGCCUUGGUCAUGCUCCUUAGGCUACAUUUCUUCUCCACUCACCUCUCACUUGCCCAUGUGUUUAUAUGCAGCUACUGCAUGUUGUUACCUUUGUCUUCUCUCCCAUAGGCUGUUUGUCCUCGCCUCUCGUCUUCUCCUUUUUCCCCUCCCCUUUCUCUCUCAGGAGUUUUCUUCAUGUUAAAGAUGAAUUUUUCCUUCCCGCUGUGAUCAAGUGCUUGCUUAUAGGUUGUUGUCUGAUCUUUACCUCACAAUAUAAAGCAUCUUGAAGUGACUGCUGUGACACUUUAUAAUAGAAACUUAAUUGAACAGUCAGGUUUUGUUUUGCUUCUGGUUAAAACAUAAAGUAGCAUUUUAUUUGUAUAUGUGUAAUAUAUAAAGUGUGUUUUGUGUAAAAGGGGUUAAAAUAUCUAGCUCUGAAAUAUCUGGCAUUUUUAACUUUUACAAUGAGUUGGAAUAACUUGCAUCUUGCACUGCUGCCACUGAUGUACAUAGGUUUAAUUUUUUAUAUACAUUUUCUUUUUAUAUUUCUUAGACAUUUUUUAUGUUAAGGUGAGAGAGAAACUGUCUUUCUCUUUGUCAGGAUGACAUGUACAAAGAAAUCUGUGAGUCUUUGAAUCUUGAAUCUAAUUGCUAGCAAAUAUCACUAAAAUCAACAUGUUUAAAUCCUAAUUAUUUUUUUAAAGAUGCCAUAUUAUAUAAUUCCAGUUCUAAAUGACUCUAUAUUUAAAUAUAGCUGGGGUCAUAAGUGACGCCUCUCAGUCUCGACUUGAAGGUUAAAGAGAAAACGCCUCUUGUAGCAUAUCUCACUUAACGUGCGAGGUAUUAUGCAACAUCCCAUAUUGUCAUCUCCACCGCCGUCCAGCAGUGCAGAACUUUAGCAGUCGUGCAUAUAAUUCCAGUGAUGCCACCAGCAUUGCUCACAUUUCACAUUUUUCCGUCUUUAACGGGAAAACUGAGGGAACUUCCUUUUUUCUUUCCAAUUUUGGCUUCCAUGAUAAAAAUCAAGCAGCACAGGCCUCUUCUUCUCUCUCUUUUUCUAAACCGCUUAUUCGCCUUGAGCUUGGUUCGAGGAAACUUGCUGAAGCACUUCAAUGGAUGUUUUCGUUAAAUAAUCAUGACCUCAAUAGUUUUUGCUGUGAUGGAGCAACCAUCCACCAUACACGAGUGACCAUUUGCAUCCUCAUGCACAAGGGGCUGAGCAUGUGUGGUAUAACUCAUGUUAUGGCGCUGGGAUAGCUGUAAAGUGUGUGUUUGCAGUACUACACACAAGACAACACAAGUAAGUCCACUGAGUGUGGAAGCCACAAAGCCCUGGCCUGUGUAAUUACAGCCUCUUUGCUGAUUGUGUAAACCUCUGGAGUAUUUGUUCUGCAAAGCUCUAUAUUUUACACUAGGAGGCUUUGCUUUUCCACAUUCCCCAACGAACUCGUGUUCUGGAGCCUUCUUGCCUCCGUCGGUUGGUGUUUGUUAGUUUGUUUCGAUGAUGCACCGUUGAAGAAUUUUAGUUAUGAAUUUUAGUUAGGCCUCUGCAUUCAUAGUGAAACUCAAGCACAACAAGGUGACCUGGAGUCGAUAGUCAGUAGUUUGCAUAUUGAAUAGCCAACAGGAGUGGCCUCUCUAUGAAAGCAAAACAAAUAGAAUAUCCUGCUGCCGAGCACACUGCAGUCCUCAGCGUGAAUGAGUGAAUAUUCACCUACUAUGAAUGGUUUCACCUUUGCUACCUGUUUGUUUGUUUUUUAGCAACCGUAGAAGUCUGUUUAUUAAGAUCAAUUAAUAAUUCACACCUGGUGCUCUCGCUGACCUCAUGCCGGCUAUUCCACCUGGCUGAACCCAAGUUGGCAUCUAACAUCUGUUUUGUUUCUCAAGUUUUAUAAUACAGACACUGAUCUGUGGAUGAGGGAUUUAGGAAGUAAUAAGCUGUUGGAUAGUGUUUUCUAGUAGCUUCACCUCCUCUUUGUCCCCCUUCCUCCUCAAUGAUUUGGGUACAUGUCACACUGAACACUAAAAAAAAGGGGAAAAAAGGCUACAACACGCCCAUGCUGUGGGGCAUAUGUAAAUGUUAACCAUGGAACAGAGAUAACAUCAGGCUCUCUGUUGCCAUUUCCUGAUCCCGAGAAACGGCCUGUGUAGGCACAUCAGGACACUUACACGAAGCUGGAAGAUCCAUAGUGCUGCAAACACCCCGUCAAUUAUUAACAGGCCAGUGCUCUCAUUCCUCCAAUGUAACCAUGGCACCGAGCAGACAGAAACUCAGCCGGUAGCCUGGGAUCUGCUCCUGCCUUGUGGGAAAGUAAGACGCGCACAUACCGCUGACAGCGGGAGCAAGUGGACCUGUUUGACUUUAUGAGCCUGUCACGAAGGAAACUAUUGGGCAGACGGACCUAUGGAGCGAUCUUCACAUGACUUCUCCAUUGGAAGCAGAGGGAUGACAGUUGCUACUUUUAUUUAUUUUUAAUUUUUAACUUCUGUUUUUCUUAGUUUUCUUUUUAUGGCAAAUUAAUGUUUGUCGUGAAGAGGCUUGCAGACCUGCAUCAGUGACCAUGUGUGACUGAGACACAGACACAGGAUUAUUAACAGAUUUGCAGACAGCUGGAGAUCUUUGGUGUCUGUGAAUGAGUGGGUCAGCACUGUUAUCAUUAUGAAGUUGACCGAGCGACUCAAACGGCUGAAGCACUUGGGCUCUGUGCCUCCGGAGCCUCCGCCACUGCUGGUGGUGCCUAAACCAGGCAUGGAGGAGAUAACAAUAUGGGAGCAACAUACAAUAACACUAAACAAAGAUUCCAAACUAGGAUUUGGUUUUGCAAUAUCAGGAGGCAGGGACAAGCCGCAGCCCGAUGGGGACACGUCAAUUCUGGUGUCAGAUGUGCUGCCAAAUGGACCAGCCAUGGGACGACUGUUCACCAAAGACCAAAUUGUCAUGGUCAAUGGCGAACCUAUGGACAACGUCCAUUCUAACUACACCAUUCAGACCCUGAAGUCUUGCGGCAAGACUGCAAACAUAACAGUGAAACGUCCUCGUAAGAUCCAGAUCCCAGCAACCUCAUCCACCAGACCCACUCGGGCAGCCUCGCACUCCAACUUGCUGGAUGCGGACCCUCCGAGACGGCAACGACGCCACUCUGAUGGGAGUGACAACAUGGACUCCAGCCGCUACGGUGACGAUGACCGCUAUCGUGCUGAUGACCGUUAUCGCACCAACAACCGUUACACACGCCGAAGCCCCACGCCCGAACGCAACGGGCUUGCAAACGCCGCGCCGUUGAUUUCAUCGGGGUACAAGAGGCUGCCGCUCAAAAAUGUUUCAGAAAAACCCAUCAGAACUACUUUGAUUAAAAAGAAAACCACAGAUGAGUAUGGACUGAAACUGGGCAGUCAGAUCUUUAUCAAGCACAUGACAGAAACUGGCCUAGCUGCAAGGGAAGGCACCCUGCAGGAGGGCGACCUCAUUCUCAAGAUCAAUGGCAUGACAACAGAGAACCUAUCCCUGCUGGAGACCAAGCACCUGGUGGAGAAGAGUAGAGGCAAACUGACCAUGACGGUCCUCAGGGAUGACCGUAGAUUCCUGGUCAGCAUCCCAGAGGUGGAGGACAGCCCCCAGAACAGCAAUGAUGAACGUCGCAAAGACAGCAGCUCAGAGCUGGAUGAAAUUUCAGACAUUGAUGAGGACGUUCCAGCCCACAGGACACGUCCAAGCGCCAAGGAGAGGCGGACACGCAGAACAAAAGCUGAACCUCCACUGCCAAAGUCUCGGGAUCAAUCGCCUGUGCGCUCCACCUUAUCCCGGCCACCUGUAAAAGCCUACGCUCCUCGCCGAGCUCCGUCUGAAUCUGAGUCCGACCACAGUGCAUCUCCUCCUCCUCCUCCUCCAGUCAGGAGAGAGAGGGACAGGGACAGCCUGGACCAAAACAACAAAUACAAAUCUCUGUCAGGAGUCUCCACCCUCCCCAACCCCAAAUCCUCUCCUGUUGCUCACAACUGGACUGCACCCGUCUCCGCCUCCUCCACUUCCUCACGCCCUCGCAGGCCGGUGUCGGAGUCAGACUCUGACCCCGAAGGUUCCCCACCCCCACGCAGAGAUGGCCCUCGUCUGGACAGUAGAUACAAAGUUCUGCCUGAUCGUUACGCAGGCCGGGUAUCUUCCCCCAUCGUUGUUCGCCAAGAUCCACCAAGGAGGGUCAACUCACCUGUGAGAGGCCCGCCUCCAGAUUCUGACUCCGAGUCGGAUGGCUUCUCUGAGCCUCCUCAGAGGCGUAGCACCACAUACAGUCAGGACUCUCUCAGCAGAUACAGGGUCCUGCCAGAAGUUUCCCUGCAGCCAGAGGUGGAACCACCAAAAUGGAGCACUGCCAACAAUCCACCACAGAAAGCGAAUUCGGACUCUGAAUCAGAGGCCAGUUAUGCGCCAGUCCCCAAGAGGGAAUCCACCGGCAGUAAAAACUCAGCAGCCAGAAAUAGAUACAGAGUGCCUACUUCAGUGCCUGUAAAGCAGGAGCCUCCUCAUCGAGCCCCAUCGCCCACUAGACCGCCUCCAGAUGAUUCCUCUGAGUCAGAUGAGCUUUCACAUCUUAGGAGGUCUGGCAGCUCUGAGCGGGGGAACAGUCAGCGCAGUGCUCCUCGUGCUGCAAAUGGAAACGGCACCAUCAGGUCUGGGAUUUCAGUCAAGAACAACCCGCCCAUCUACUCCAAACCUGAAGAAGAGCCCCUCUAUUUCCUGCCUCCAGAUUCAUACCCAUCAUCUAUUCCAGGGUACAGCUCAGAUGUGAAGACAGUGUCAUUUAUAAAGGAGAGCAGUUUGGGUCUUCGACUCGUGGGAGGCAACGACGUUGGGAUCUUUGUAGGUGGAGUCCAGCCACACAGCCCUGCGUAUGAACACGGGAUGAAGGAGGGAGACCAGAUCAUGCAGGUUAAUAAAGUUGAUUUUGGCCAUUUCACACGAGAAGAAGCUGCCAACUUCCUCCUUGAGCUCAGGACAGGAGAACGGGUGGAAAUCUCCACGCAGCAUAAGAUGGACAUUUACAAAAAGAUCCUCAAGUCCAACCUGGGAGACAACUUCUACAUCCGCACACAUUUUGACCAUGACCCCGAUAGCCCCAUUGGUCUGGGCUUCACCAGAGGAGAGGUGUUCAGAGUGGUGGACACAAUGCAUCGUGGAAAGAUAGGCAGCUGGUUGGCUAUCCGCAUGGGGAAUGACCUGCACGAGAUGGACAAGGGCACUAUCCCAAAUCAGAUCAAGGCAGAGAAGAUGGCCAACAUCGAGAAGGCACAGCGGGCAACCGGAGAGAGGCAGGCAACCGGACCGAGAGCCGAAUUCUGGAAACUACGGGGGCUCCGAGGGAAUAAGAAGAACGAGAAGAACAUGCGACGGAGUCGCGAAGACCUGCUGCAGCUCACCAUUCAGGGCAAAUUCCCAGCUUAUGAGAGAGUCCUGCUCAGAGAAGCUAAUUUCAAGCGGCCCAUUGUUAUUCUGGGACCUCUUAAUGACAUUGCCAUGGAGAAGCUGGCACGAGAGAUGCCUGAUGAUUAUGAAGUGGCAGAAAUGGUUCCUCGCAGUGGAAGUGCAGAUGGCGGCUCCACAGUUAUUAAAUUGGACACUGUGAGGAGAAUAGCAGAGAAGGAUAAGCACCCUCUGCUGGAUAUCACUCCCACUGCAGUGGAAAGGCUCAACUACAUCCAGUACCACCCGAUGGUUUUGUUCUUAGACCCUCACAACCGCAAGGAUGUCAAGACCAUGAGGCAGAGGUACAGCCCCAAAUCCAGCAAGAGCUCCAGACGCCUUUACUCACAGGCCAUCAAAAUGAGAAAACACUGCAGCCACCUUUUCUCGGCUCGAGUGGACCUGGAUCCCAGCUCCCACUCUUGGUAUGAAAGUCUAAAGAAUAAGAUUCGCCAUGAGCAGACCAAACCCGUCUGGGUGUCUGAAGUCACGUUGGAGAGUGGUGGAGAACAAGAUUUGGAUGCUUUGGACCAGAACCAGACUGACUACCUCAGUGCUGCUAGUGACCUGGAGGACACCGAUGGAGAGGGCUUCACAGACGACGCCUACACUGACAACGAGGAACUGGAGGAGGCUUACCCUGGUCAGAAUACAGCCAAGGUCCCAGGGGGCUCCAGGGUAGCUGGAGCUGCUUUAGCUCGAUCAUCCGAGCCAGCGUUUGAACACCACAGCCCCUCUAUAGAACCCGAGGAAAGCGAUGACGCGUACGGAGUCAGAGAAGUCCCGCCAAUAAUGCACGUACCUGAACCCAGGUCACCUCGUCAGACGAAUUACAGCCCGCCGCAGAGCGAUGCCGAGGAGGAAGAUCCCUCUCAUCGCAGUUUUACAGACUCAGAUUUCAGCGCUCUUGAUGUAGCUUCACACGCCGCUCCGUCUGAAGGACCGCCAGAUUUUAGAGCCCCCGACCCCACAAGCCAGUACUCAGUGGACGAGCCUUCAUACACAGAGGAGGAGCCGGAGAGCUUCCAACACGCCAGCCUGUCUGCUAUCGAAGACAGAUUAGAGCAGGCUCGCUCGGGAGAGGAAGAGCCCAGAGAUGAGCAAAAGAAAGCCCCACAAUUCAUCGUGCUCGCACAUCACCACCAAGCAGUCCAGUUCAGACGCACACAGAUCCAGGGCAGCGACAGCUCUGAGGAUGAAUUUGACGAUGCGGAUGAUAUGGAAUGGGGUCCCGCAACUGAGCUUUAGAUGCCGAGAGGACUGAUGCGGCUUUUCCUUGUGAUCUACAAAGGACAUGGAAAUGAUUUCAUUCCCGCACUGAACUCUGUUAUCUUGGAUGGUAUUGUCAUAGUGUUUUUAAAUUCAUGUAAAGGGAGCCUCGUUCAGGUGUCACUGUAGCCUUUUAUGACAACUGCAAGUUUUAAAGUCACCAAAAAUCCUCUCAGAAGAAUGUUGAGAUCAAAGUGCCUGAUUUUUUUUAUUUUUUUUUCCCAGUGGUUUUUUUUUUUUUUUUUGUAUUUAUAAAAAACAAAACAAAACUCUGUGAAACGAAUCAAUUUCAAAUAUGUGUUUUAUAAGAAAUCAUAUGAAAUAUGCAUCAUUUUAGGAAUAGCAAGGACAUUUAUACUUUAGAUUUUUCUACAUUAAACUGUUUGUUCUUCUGAUUUUAAAAUGGGUUUGUUUGAUGAUGCAGGACGAGGAAAACGUACUUGAUCAGCUUCAUUUUACCAAGCUGUCACUAAAAUCACUCAUAUUAACAUAAGUGAAACUGUGAAUAUUACAUGUGUUACUAUGGACAUUCACUGGAUAGUAAGAGUAAAAGAUUGGCACACUAUUUAAGUUACCACUGACUGUCAGAGGCGUCAAAGGACCCGGAUUCACUUUGUUGUUGUUGCUUUUUUUUUUUUUUUUUUUUUUAAAUGUAUAAUAAA
This is a messenger RNA of Haplochromis burtoni (Burton's mouthbrooder), 7752 nucleotides long. It is a transcript of the gene tjp3, whose product is annotated as tight junction protein 3. Gene Ontology annotation, biological process: protein localization to cell-cell junction; cell-cell adhesion; establishment of endothelial intestinal barrier. NCBI's taxonomy places the organism in Eukaryota, Metazoa, Chordata, Actinopteri, Cichliformes, Cichlidae. The transcript is spliced from 30 exons. Gene Ontology annotation, molecular function: cell adhesion molecule binding. The coding region runs from base 3026 to 7069 and encodes 1347 amino acids. Gene Ontology annotation, cellular component: bicellular tight junction; plasma membrane. The record is from RefSeq and is a predicted model, not a curated record.